Molecule: messenger RNA, 2265 nt
Organism: Lathyrus sativus (Indian pea)
Lineage: Eukaryota; Viridiplantae; Streptophyta; Magnoliopsida; Fabales; Fabaceae
Source: the annotation of a GenBank genome assembly
AUGCAUCCAUUAAUAAUGUUUGCUGCAUUAGCCCUGUUGGUAGAAGCAGUUACAUCUGAUCAUCAUCCCCAACAAGCCCUACCAGGCUGCAAAUCCACUUGUGGAGACAUACAAGUUCCAUAUCCAUUUGGCAUAGGAAAUUCAACAACACAAGAUCACACACCAUGUUACAUGAACUCCAAAUUCAUACUCACUUGCAAAAACAACUCCAAAUUAAUCCGCGGCCAGAAUAUUCCAGUCCUAGACAUAAAUCCGCUAGGCCAAAUGGUGUUUUCGUUUGCCGUCUCAUAUUUUUGCGCUAAUGGUAGUAGUAAGAGUACUGCAAAUUCUCCUUUUCUCAGAGUUCCUUCUUUGACAAUUUCAAGCACAGAAAACAAAUUCAUAACCGUCGGUUGCGACAGUUAUGGAUAUCUCAACAGUAAUUUCAAGGGUGCCAUUUAUUCAACAGGGUGCUUAACAAGAUGUUAUGAUUAUGAUCCUAAAAUGGUAAUCGGCAAUAACACUGGAAAGUGCACUGGUUUAGGAUGUUGCCAAGUGGAUAUUCCUCCACUUAUGAGAAAUAUCACUAUACAAUCAUCUCAAUUCCCAGAUUCUACACCAUCUCAGAAACAUUAUUGUAGCUAUUCCUUCAUUGCAAAACAAGGAUCUUAUAGUUUUUCUGUAGAUCAUUUAAAUAAUCUUCCUAAUAAAAGAUUUCCCAUGGUUGUUAAUUGGGCUGUUUCGAGUGAGUCGUGUCAAAUAGCCCAAAAUACAGUUAACUAUGCCUGCAAGGAAAAUAGUGAGUGCGUCGAUAAGGAUUCAGAUUAUGACGGUUAUAGAUGCAAGUGUUUGAAAGGUUUUGAAGGAAAUCCAUACCUUCCUGGAGGCUGCUCAGACAUUGACGAAUGCGCAACAGAAUAUCAUGGAUGCAAAAGUAAAGCAAAUUGUAAUAACACUUUUGGGAAUUACACUUGUUUCUGUCCUGAGGGGCAAACAGGAGAUGGAACAGAGGGAGGAGGGUGUCAACUAGUACAUAAUGAAAAUGCAAAUAGAAUAGUACUACCUACUGUUCUUGGAGCAGGAGCAGUAAUAAUUGUUCUAUUUGUGAUGAUAAUUUUCUAUUUAAUAAACCAAAAAAGGAAACUUACCAAAUUGAAAGAGAAAUUCUAUAAGCAGAAUGGAGGCUCUAUUUUGGAACAGAAACUUAGUCAAAGACAAGACUCAUCAUCAUCUCAAAUAACUCAUAUUUUCAAAGAAGAUGAAUUGAGGAAAGCCACAAACAACUUUGAUGAGAGCUUAAUCAUAGGCAGAGGAGGUUAUGGUACAGUUUUCAAAGGGGAACUAGAAGAUAAUAGAAUUGUUGCUAUAAAAAAGUCCAAAACAAUAGAUGAAAGCCAAAUCGAACAAUUCAUCAAUGAGGUGGAUGUUGUUUCUCAAAUAAAUCACAGAAAUGUGGUUAAACUCUUGGGGUGUUGUCUGGAAACAGAAGUUCCUUUGUUGGUUUACGAAUUUAUUUCCAAUGGCACCCUUUCUGAUUUUAUACAUACAGAAAUAGGUAAGGUGAAUAACGUAUCUUGGAAAACUCGUCUUAAGAUCGCGGCCGAGGUAGCUGGAGCUUUGUCAUAUCUACAUUCAGCCGCCUCAAUACCUAUUAUUCAUAGAGAUGUCAAGAGUGAUAACAUUCUCUUAGAUGGAACCAACACUGCCAAAGUAUCUGAUUUUGGAGCUUCAAGAUUGGUUCCACUUGACCAACUAGAAGUAGCCACAAUGGUUCAAGGAACUAUAGGCUACUUAGACCCGGAGUAUAUGCAAACAAGUCAAUUGACUGAGAAAAGCGAUGUAUAUAGCUUUGGCGUAGUUCUCGUGGAGCUUCUAACAGGGGAGAAGCCUUUUAGCUUUGGUAGGGCAGAAGACAGAAGAAGUCUUGCUAUGCAUUUUCUGUCUUGCUUGAAAAAGGAUAAUGUGUUUGAAGUUAUUCAAGAUGGUAUGUUGAACGAGGAAAAUGAACGAGAGAUCAAGGAGGUAGCUGUUCUUGCGGCGAAGUGUUUGAGACUAAGAGGGGAGGAAAGACCAAGCAUGAAGGAAGUAGCUAUGGAAUUGGAGGGAAUGAGGUUAAUGGAUAAGCACUCUUGGAUCAAUGAAGAUGAAAAUAUAGAGGAGAGUCGCUACUUGCUUCAUGAAACAUCUUCUAGCAUUUAUGAACCCGGUGAUAGCUGCAAACCAGGAGAUUAUGGGUAUGACAGCUUGAAAGAUCAUGUAUUGAUUGCCUUGGAUGAUGGAAGAUGA